UUGUCAAAAGAUUCAAUCUUGAAAAUGCCCUGAAUGAUGUCCAGUUAUUGUUUAUGCACCUGAAUCGACAUGCAGUUGCAUGCUAUGAUAUAGAUACAGGUUUUAGAUAUAUAUAUAUAUAUAUAUACAGAGAGAGAGAGGAAAAGAGUAGUUUUCCUCUUCGGAAAUCCCAAAGCUUAGCGAAUUCUUUCUUGUCUGCCUUUCUUCCUUCCUCGGAUUCAUCCCUUCUUGAAUUUUAUUAUUUGGAGUCGAAUUUAUUUUGUUAUUAACAGAGUUUUAGAUUGUAAAGAUUCCAUCUUUUUUUCAGUCUCUAAUAGAUUAAUUGAAUGGCGAAUGCAUCUGGGCUUGUUGCUCCAACGCUUCCCAGUUUUAGGAGGAGAUUUUCUCCGUCAUUAGGCGUAUAUCGAUCUGGGUUUUGGUUCUGCCACGGCGUUUCGAGGCGAACGGUGUGUUCUAGUGCGGCGCAGGGUGCAGAGAAGCUUUCCCCUGCUGAAUCCAAAGCGCGAAGACUUGUCAGCAAAGGGUGCAAGUUGGUUGGAUGUGGCUCUGCACUACCAAGUAUUCAAAUAUCCAAUGACAAUCUCUCUGAAAUUGUCGAUACUAAUGAUGAAUGGAUAUCUGUCCGGACUGGAAUUAGAAAUCGAAGAAUACUUUCUCGAAAAGAGAGCUUGACGGCUAUGGCUACAGAGGCUGCUCAGAAAGCUCUUCAGAUGGCCGAGGUUGAACCCAAUGAUGUUGACCUCGUGUUGUUGUGCACUUCAACUCCAGAAGACUUGUUUGGGAGUGCUCCUCAGAUUCAAAAAGCACUUGGCUGCAGUCGCAAUCCGUUGGCUUAUGAUAUUACAGCUGCCUGCAGUGGCUUCCUGUUGGGCCUAGUUUCAGCUGCUUGCUAUAUUCGAGGGGGUGGCUUCAAUAAUGUUCUUGUGAUCGGGGCUGAUGCUCUAUCUCGCUACGUUGACUGGACUGACAGAGGAUCUUGUAUUCUCUUUGGUGAUGCUGCUGGUGCUGUCUUACUACAGUCGUGUGAUAGUGAAGAAGAUGGUUUAUUUGCUUUCGACAUGCACAGUGAUGGUGAAGGUCAGAGGCACUUAAAAGCCGGCAUGAAGGGAGACAGCACAGAUCAAGAGUUGGCCACAAACGGUUCGCUCCUUGGUCUCCUGCCAAAAGGCUCCUCUUCGUACUCGUGCAUCGAGAUGAAUGGCAAAGAGGUCUUCCGCUUUGCUGUCCGUGUCGUUCCACAUUCAAUUGAACUGGCCCUAGAGAAGGCAGGUCUCGGCGUGUCCAGUAUAGACUGGCUAAUACUGCAUCAGGCGAACCAGAGAAUAAUCGAUGCAGUAGCCACGCGUCUGGAGGUUCCCCAGGAGCGAGUCAUAUCCAAUUUGGCAAACUAUGGGAACACGAGCGCUGCCUCGAUUCCAUUGGCGUUGGAUGAGGCUGUGAGAAGCGGGAAGGUCAAAGCCGGUGAUACCAUUGCCACUGCUGGCUUCGGAGCUGGACUUACAUGGGGCUCUGCUAUCGUUAGAUGGGGAUGAUCAGCGACACGCUCGUCUCCAGUUUUGCAUGUUCUGCUCGUCUUUCGGACUUUGUUAGCUAUGGAAAAAUGGACGAAAUUGCUAGGAGUGGAUGUUGUUGAUCAGGUUUAUUUGAUUUGUUGGACAGUGUAAACUGCAACUGUAAUUUAACUAUGUUUUCUGAAUAUGGCAAAAUUCCAUUUCUUUACCAAAA
Salvia hispanica is the source of this 1725-nucleotide messenger RNA. Its product is annotated as beta-ketoacyl-[acyl-carrier-protein] synthase III A, chloroplastic-like. NCBI's taxonomy places the organism in Eukaryota, Viridiplantae, Streptophyta, Magnoliopsida, Lamiales, Lamiaceae. Gene Ontology annotation, cellular component: chloroplast. Gene Ontology annotation, molecular function: 3-oxoacyl-[acyl-carrier-protein] synthase activity. The record is from RefSeq and is a predicted model, not a curated record. Gene Ontology annotation, biological process: fatty acid biosynthetic process.